Messenger RNA from Zygotorulaspora mrakii, 1866 nucleotides. It is a transcript of the gene MUS81, whose product is annotated as Mus81p. Bases 1 to 1866 code for a protein of 621 amino acids. The transcript has a single exon. Gene Ontology annotation, biological process: resolution of meiotic recombination intermediates; DNA catabolic process; double-strand break repair via break-induced replication. Gene Ontology annotation, cellular component: Holliday junction resolvase complex; nucleus. The record is from RefSeq and is a predicted model, not a curated record. Lineage: Eukaryota; Fungi; Ascomycota; Saccharomycetes; Saccharomycetales; Saccharomycetaceae. Gene Ontology annotation, molecular function: DNA binding; 3'-flap endonuclease activity; crossover junction DNA endonuclease activity.
AUGUCAUUACCUUCGAAUUUGAAGAACUUAUAUGCGGAAUGGCUACAGGAGUUGAUAGUUGAAUUAAACCCCCGUCAGGAGCAGCUAAACUUGACCUAUGAAAAGGCCAGAAGGCACCUCUUGGAAACUGAAGGGAUCAUCUUCUAUCCCAAGGAUCUUAAGAAGAUAAAAGGGAUAGGCGAAACUAUCAUGAAAAGGCUUGAGAAAAAGCUUAUGCAGCAUUGUCAAGAGAUUGGAGCCGAGUUUCCACAACCAAGGCCUGCUGUGGAGUCAAGCAGUUUAGGUAAAAGAACAACUACAAUCCUACGAUCUAAGAGUUUUAAUGGAGGCUUUGAUGAACCAGAGGAGCAGCAGUUACCCAAAAAAAAAAAGGUAAGCUACAUCCCAAGGAAAAGAUCCGGUGGUUACGGUAUUCUUCUUGCUCUUUUGGAACAUCGUGCAAUACUGAAGGGUAUUAGCCGAGACGAUGUGAUCAAAACAGCUCAGAAAUAUUGUGACAGCAGUAUGGAUCCAAAUUUUAUGACAAAAGAGUUACGCGGUGCAUGGUCGGCAAUUCAUUCAUUAAAAAAACAUGAUCUAGUUCUAGAAGGUGGCAGGCCAAGAAAGUACUCUCUAACUGAAGCGGGCGUAACGAUGGCGACUACGCUUAAAUCAGCUGCCGACAUAACUUUUCCAUUUGAGAAUCAAACAUCUGCGGGUCAUCAAUGUGAAAGUGAAACUAGUUGUGCUGACAUAACCGCUGACUUCUGUGCUUUGUUUGAGUCAGAUAGCAAUAAACGACGGGAAGCACUACUUGACAAUGAAAGCACAUCAUUGAUGGACAUGACAUUUCAUAAUUCUAUUGUAGCAGAAUCAAAAGAAGAGGAUAUUCCACGAAAUGAUGAUACAAUGACCACAUCUUCACCAAAGCUGACUUCAAAUCGGCAUAAAACUGUCAACCGGGACCACAUUUUGAAAAGAAAAUUUAACGGAGUGAGUUAUGAACUGUGGUUGCAAGGUAGUUAUGAAGUUUACCCCAUUAUUGACCAUCGUGAAAUAAAAUCCCAUGGAAACCGUGAUUUCUUUUCAAUUGCAUUGGAGACGAAAGGAAUAAAAUGUGGCAUGCGGCAACUCGCAUUAGGAGAUAUUCUUUGGGUUGCUAAACAUAAAAAAAGUGGGAGUGAGUGCAUUAUCAAUACAAUUAUUGAGAGAAAAAGAUUGGAUGAUCUUGCUUUUAGUAUCCGUGAUAAUCGAUUUAUGGAACAGAAAAGUCGGUUGGAUAAGUCAGGUUGCAGGAAUAAAUACUACCUAAUUGAAGAAACAAUGUCUAAGGCGCUGGAAGGCAUGAACGAAGCAUUAAAAACGGCACUCUGGUUGAUACUUGUCUACUAUAGAUUCUCAAUGAUAAGGACAUCGAACUCUGAUGAAACUGUUGAUAGAUUACAUGCCCUUCAUACUGUUAUCGUUAAAGAAUAUUCCAAAAAAAAACUGAUAGUUAUAUACCCCACCAGUUUGAGGAAUCAAGAUGAUUACCUUAAGGUUCUUGAACAGUUCCGAGACGAGUUUGAAAAAUUUCCAGAUAUUGAGUGCUGCCAUAGUUUCCAGUGCUUUCAAGAAAUUUUGGGUAAAGGGGAACUGAGCACCAUACGAGAGCUAACUAUCCAAAUAUUAAUGUACGUGAAAGGCGUUUCUAUAGAAAAAGCAGUUGCUAUACAGACGUUAUUCCCCACGCUGAAUCAUCUCCUGGUGGCUUAUCGCAAUUGCCGUACUGAUGAAGAAGCUAAAUUGCUAAUGUUUCACAAAUUAGGAGAAGCCCCUGGUGCAAAAAAAAUAACCAAGAGUCUAUCAGAAAAGUUGGCCGGGGUAUUUGGAUCAUUUACGUCAUAA